ACAACCAACAAAAUGAUCUCAAUGAUGUGUUUAUUAUUGUCUGGUUCAUAAUCUCAACACAAACUUUACGAUAUUAGAAUGGCACCAGGAAAUUUAGUAUCACCAUCACCUCUACAAGAACAGUGCUGCAGAGCCAUUAGUUUGUGUGCAGAUAAGAUCCCAGAAAAUUUAUUAGAAGAACUGAAUCGCCCAUGUCUCGGUUUACUUGUGGAACAUCUGUCCAUGUUUGAUCUACUCAGAUAUGAGAGAAUCCUCCAAAAGCAAGGCAUUGAUACACAGACGGCUUUAUACAAGCUGCAAAGAAUAUUGUUUGCAAAUAAUGAAACCUAUCCAAUAAAGUCAACAACUUGUCCACAUUUGUUAGAUCUAUUUCCUUGUGAUGGCUGGGGAUGGGGUCUAUCUCGACUUCUGUACAGAAGAGCUAUAGUUCAACUCAUAGAAGAGUAUGACAAACGAGAGGAGCUGACUAAAGAAGUACAAAAACGAUUGGUCGAACUCCACCCUUACCUGCUGGAUUUAUUUUGUCCAAUCAACACAAAGCAUCGAGAUAAAAUUAAACAAAGAGUGCUUGAGUCCGACGACAUGGUGGAAAAACUUGCUGCUUUGGCAGCCCGGCAUAUUAUUUUCAUAACAGUUGACAACAAACUAUGCAAGUUUUUACUCAAUAAGAAAUUUGAAGAUAUUUUAAAUGGUUUUUGUGAAUCAGUACUGGUGAUCUCCCUUAUCUUGAAAAGUUCAGUGGCCCUGAUUAGCUUUAUAAAGACACUCAAAGAAAAGGUGAAGAAACUGGAACGAAUCUGCAUUAAUGUAAUAAGGAAAAAUGAUUUGCUCUACUUUGACUCCCUAUUGACAAUAUGCAGUGGUGUAGUAAGUUAUUACACAACAGCUGAAGGAAGGAGGGAAAAAGAAAUUCUUCAUGCUGUUGUCAAUGAAAGUAUUGUCCAGAGUGCUAGAGAAAGGGCAGAACAACCAGCUGAAUACCAGUCUAUUGAGCAGGAUCUAUUCAACACACCAGUUGAUGCUGAGUUUGACCUCAUGGAUGAUGCAGUGUUGUUUGGCACGCCAUCUCCUCCUUCUAAAUAUGACAGCAAUGAUGGGAUGUUGAAAGGAGAUCUUAAGUUCACCAAUUUAGUAGAAAAGCAACUGUAUGUCUCAGUGUUGAAUCACCAUCUGAGGUACUGGCUCUCUCUGAGGGAACUGCAUUUAGGGGUACCUGACUUACAUCCUAAACUAGUGGAAGGAAUCUGUAAUCUGCUCACACGUCCACAGUUCAAAUGUUUCACGUUAUCUUCUGCUGAUUUCUCACCGUCUGUUAUGGAUGACAUCUUGAGUACAGUGGCAACUAGCAGAAAUUCUAACCCUUUGGAUAAGCUGAUGUUUGUAAGCAUACAAGAAAAAGUUGACAGCAUAGCAGAAUUACUUGUUACAGAUCAUCUUCGUGGGAAAAGUGAAGAAGAAGUUGAAAUAUUUGUGAAGCAGUUUGAAUCAGAGAGAAUCGCAAAAUGCAGAGAUUUUACUGGAACAAAAUUAUUGGAGAUCUUUCACAGUACCCUAGGAGUCAAAACAGAAUGUAUUCUUUUGGGAUAUGUCUUAAGAGAUUCAGCAUUGAUAAAUGUGUGCUUCAGUAACAGCAUUUCUAGGCUUUUCAUACAGUAUCAUUUAAGCUAUCUCAGGUCUAAAAAUCGGCAGUUAAACAUGCUAAUAUUAGAAGACUGGUCACUGUUAAGCUCAGCAAGCUGCAAUGCUUUGUCUUCAUUGCUGCUCUCAGUUUCCUCUUCAUUACACAGCCUGUGUCUGAAAACUUGUCUGAAUUCUCCAAAUGCUGUAAGAUUCACAGAUGUUUUAGAUGCAAUAUCAAAAUGCAAGAAUAUCAAGUAUUUGGACUUGUCAGAGAAUAAUUUUGGUGAAAGUGCUAUUCCUUUUCUAACAGAUAUUGUUGAUAAAACUCAAGUUAAAGAACUUUCACUGAAGAGAAAUGAAUUUUCUUUUGAAGCUGUCGUUUUGUUGCUAAAACAAAUUUCUGCACUCAAGAACAACAUGCUAGAGAUAGUAGACUUAAGAGGGAACCGCUUUUUUGAAUGCCACAGGAAACGGUAUGGCAAUCUACUUCAGAGUGUUGCAAGGUAUGUUUUGGUAAACUUCGGCUCUUCCCCUGAAGAAGGAAGAUGACAAGCACAGGAUCACUUCUGUGUUGCAUGAUGGGAAGUCUUGUAACACUGGAAGCAUGUCCAGCCAGCCUCUCUGUAAGUGUAACAGAUGAAAUGUUCUCUGGAUUAUAUUAGCAAAUUUUCUUGCUAAUAAUAAGUUAUUUACUUUUUAUUGCUCUGUUCAUGCAUUCUUCCAUUUGAAAAAAACAACAUUUUAUUUAGUUUUGUAUGCUAAAUAGAAUUUUAUACUAACAGUAAGAGCAAUUUUUUUUUUUCAGUUUGUGUAUUUCUUAUUGUUCUUUAAGUUUUAAUUAAAGAACUAAAGAUUUUAACAUUUAUUGUUUUUUAUUUCAUUUUGUUUAAAAAGAUACUAGUUUCUUGAAUAUUUUUCACAAUUGGUAGUACAGAAAGAGGAGUUGUUGUGCUAGUCAACUCGAAUUAGGUAUUUUAAAUUUGUUUUUCUUUUAGUUGUUUUAUAACUGAGUAAUGUUUUGAUUACAGCCAUCAAACCCAGUUUAAAAUAUAUUUAAAUACAAAAUAUUUUUAGUAACAGUAAAGAUUGUUUCUUUUUAAAAAAUUAUGUAUAAAAUGCAUCUGUUAAGACUUUUAUUUAAAAUUCCAAUUAGAUGAACCAAGAAGCUUUAAAAGUUUAUGUUUUUAAUAUAUUAUGAAAUCUUAUUAUUAGUAGUAAGAUUUUUAAAAUGUUAUUCUACAAGCUGAGCUAUUUUUAUGAUAAGUUAUAAAAUAUUUCUUAAUACCUUACGUACUACAAAUAUUCUGGAUCUCAGUUUUAAUGCAUGUAGUCUAAAAGAAAUGUUAAUAGUAUUAUAUUAUAGUAAGUAUUAUCAAACAGCCAGUGAGUCUCCUAUAAAAAAUUAAUCAAUCUCAAGUAGCAACAGUUCUAUCAAACCUAAACUUUGCUCUCCUGAGCACCUUUGCUCCCUAGUUUUUAAGUACCGAGGUAAUAAAGCUUUAAUAAGAGUUUUUACAAAUAUGAAAAAAAAAACAACAUUCUAAUUUUAUAUACAUGUGUAUUGUAAAUAAACUUCUUAAAAUCCAUGCAAAUUUUAAAAUGUGUAAUUGUAACUUGAAAUAAAUCAAGUCAUUAUUUGACAUAGCUCAUUUUAUAAUGAUUAGGGUAAUAUAAUUUUAUAUAGAGUCUAUAAUUAUUGUUUAAAAAGUGUGCAGUUUGUACAUCUUUAAAUUCAGUGUGAGAAUAAAAUUUCUA
Physella acuta is the source of this 3375-nucleotide messenger RNA. RefSeq lists its product as uncharacterized. Lineage: Eukaryota; Metazoa; Mollusca; Gastropoda; Physidae. The record is from RefSeq and is a predicted model, not a curated record.